Andrographis paniculata is the source of this 2033-nucleotide messenger RNA. Its product is annotated as exocyst complex component EXO70B1-like. Gene Ontology annotation, biological process: exocytosis. NCBI's taxonomy places the organism in Eukaryota, Viridiplantae, Streptophyta, Magnoliopsida, Lamiales, Acanthaceae. Gene Ontology annotation, molecular function: phosphatidylinositol-4,5-bisphosphate binding. The record is from RefSeq and is a predicted model, not a curated record. Bases 270 to 1856 code for a protein of 528 amino acids. Gene Ontology annotation, cellular component: exocyst. The transcript is spliced from 2 exons.
GUGUUUGCAAAAUGGGCCAUCGUCGUCCUCAUUCUUCUUUCCUCGUCUGAUAGCUCGCUGCCUCACCUGCGCCAACUGCGCCGCCAAUCCCCACGCGUUUCUCAUUAUUAUUAUUAUUAUAAUAAAAAAACCCAAUAUCAAUUCUCUGCCCUACCAUCAUCAUCAUCGUUGGUUAGGUUUGGUUGGAUCAGACCAGACCAGACCAGCUCAGAUCAGAUCAGAUCAUAUAUAUGGGAAUGUAGUAUUGAAUUGCUGUAGCUUGGGCUUCAAUGGCGGACGCCGGCGAGGAGAAGCUUGUGGCCGUCGCUCGCCACAUAGCCAAGACUCUCGCCCACAGCGAUACCAUGGCCACCGAUAUCCUCAACAUAUUCUCCAACUUCGACGGCAGACUCCGCCAAAACCUCUCCGGCGACGCCGCCCAGCAGACCCUCUCCUCCCUCCACCGGAAACUCUCCCCCCAAACCCCCCUUUGGUCCUUCCUCCACUCCGUUGACCGCUUGACCGCCGUCAUCCGCGAAUGGACCCCUUUCUCCGGCGACGAAAUCCUCGCCUCCUGCGUCCGUCGGGCCGAGACUCUUCUCCGGCAAUCCAUGUCACGUCUCAGCGACGAAUUCGAAACUCUGGUUCGACACGCCGGCGCGUUUCCUGAUGACGCAAUUUCCGACAACCUACGGGAGAUAGCGAAUCGGAUGGCGGCGGCAGGGCACGUACAAGACUGCUCCCACGUGUACGUCACGUGCCGGCGGGAGCAGUUAACACGAAGCCUCUGUAAUUUGGGAUUGGACCGGCACGUGACCACCACCACCACCACCUACGAAUGGCUUGAAGACGACAUCGAGAUAUGGAUCAAAUGCAUUACCACCGCCGUCAGAGUCCUUUUCCCGACGGAGCAACGCCUCUCCGCCAAAAUCUUCUCCUCCACCGCCGCUGCUGCCGACCUUUCCUUCUUCGAAAUCUGCACUGCCCCCACAAUGCAGCUAUUGAACUUCACCGACGCUCUCGCCGCCGGAAGCCGAUCGCCGGAGAGGCUCUUCAAGCUGCUCGAGGCCUAUGAAACCGUCCGUGACUUGACCCCCGAGUUCGAGCUACUUUUCCUUGAUCAUUUCCACGACGAAAUUGAAUCGGCAACGGAAAAAUUGAGGGAGCUUAUUAAGAGCAUAUUCAUGGAGUUAGAGGAGUUGAUCCGCCGCGACACAGCCUCGGCCACGGUCCCCGGGGGCGGAUUGCAUCCCCUAACUCGAUACGUGACAAACUAUCUAUCUGCGGCUUGUGGGUCGCGGCAGAUUUUGGAAGACAUUUUCGAUGGUAACAUUGUGGGAGAGCGAAUGGCGAGGACGAUGGAGUUGUUGGAGAGUAAUUUGGAGGCAAAGUCGAAGGUGUACCGGAACCCGGCAUUGUGCGCGGUGUUCAUGAUGAACAACAUGCGAUACAUCGUGGAGAAGGUGGCGAAGGGGGGCGAGAUGGGGGCGGUUUUAGGCGCGGAUUGGAUUCGGAGGCGGAUGGCGAAGAUAAGGCAGUAUCACACGAGCUACUUGCGGUGCUCGUGGGCGAAGGUUGUUGGGGUUCUUUUGAGCCGGGGGGCGGGCGAGCUUUCUUCGUCCAAGAAGCUCAAGGUGUUCAACUCGUGUUUCGAGGAGACAUGUCGGAUCCAGUCGUCGUGGGUGAUCUUCGACGAGCAGUUGAGGGAAGAGUUGCGGGUUUCGGUUGUGGGGAUGGUGUCGCCGGCGUACCGCAGCUUCAUCGGGAGGCUUACGGCGAAGGAGGGUCGGCGGUAUAUAAAGCUAAGCGUGGAGGACGUGGAGGGUCGUAUAGCAGCCCAGCUCUUUCAAGGCUCAACUGGAAGGGCAAGAAGAUGAUGAUGAUGACGAUCACCAUCAAAGAUUUUGAUUAUUUUAAUACCAUACACUACACUACACUGCAACACGAUACAUGAUAGUGAUGAAUAUGAUGAUGAUACAUGUUUGUAGAUUGUAAUAAAUAAAUAUAUCAAGUGGAGUAGUGAUUUCUAAAAACUAGAACGCAAGAUUGAAGUU